This is a messenger RNA of Plutella xylostella (diamondback moth), 2622 nucleotides long. NCBI's taxonomy places the organism in Eukaryota, Metazoa, Arthropoda, Insecta, Lepidoptera, Plutellidae. The record is from RefSeq and is a predicted model, not a curated record.
AUUCGAUAACUACUUUUUCCCAUCACUACUACUCCCUACCCCCUGACCGCCCAGCUUGCUGUCCUCAUUCUUUUUCCGUGCGGGCAACAGUCAACAAGUUAGAAAUGUCUAAAAGAACCUACGAAGAAAGGAUUGACUAUUACAAAAAUAAAAUUAAAAAGUACAUGGAUAAAGAUCGACAGAAACGACGACGUUUGCGGUUGAGUUCAUCUUCAGAUGAUUUCCCAGAAAAUGACUACAGGAGCGAGACCCUGGUGCUCGACCGAGACCAGGAGGCUAUCAUCGAGACCAUGGACCCUCCUCCAGAUCUCCGAGAUGAUUUAAGGGCUGGCUCCGCGGAGCCGCCCUCAGAAGACGCAGUGGACUUGAUCAUCGAGCCAACAGCGUCGGCCACGGAGCCUCCACCGGCCACAGACCCAGCGGUCGCCGACCAGCCCACGGGCGCCGAACCCACCACUUCAACGACGGACGUAGACCCCGAUAUUUUACAAGCUCUCGGGGAAGCUACGGACGUGGGACCUACGUUUGGUGAGGAAAUACACCAAACUUUAUGCCAAUUAUGGCAGCCCUUACUUAAAAAAGGUAUGUCCAAAGAAGCGAAGGACAAAAUUUUAAAACAGUACUUGGUUCCAAGCAACUGCACACUGCUGCAGGCGCCGAAACUUAACAUUGAAGUCUCCGCGACAGCCAACGAGAUGGUCAAGUCACGUGAUAAAAAAGUGGAGUCUGCCCAGCAACAACUUGGCGCGGGCAUCACGGCCAUCAGCAGAGCACUGACGACGCUGAUAACGACAAAUAAUAAAGUGGAGGCCGUUAGAGUAUUAAGUGAUGGCUGUCGGUUGCUAUGCGAUUUGCAUUUUAUGGAGACACAAGGCCGAAUCAAAAUGCUCGCAUCUGGGCUUACUAAGCCAUUCCUGAACGUCAUUCAAGACAGUGUACGGGACGAAACUUUGUUUGGUAAUAAUUUGUCUGAGAAGAUUAAAGCAUCAAAUACUAUAGAAAAACAAGGAAUGCAAAUAAGGAAGACACCACAACCUCCGAAAGCCACCACGUCCAGCCACUCAGGACCCAGACCUUCCCAGUUCCAGGGAAAUUGGACGGGCCCUCCUCGGUACCCAUACCCACCGAGCCGGGGGGGGCGCGGGGGACAGCGGAGGCCGCCACCCAGUGCGCGCCGCCCGGCGCCGGCGCCCGCGACCAGCAGGCCGCCGCCGCCGCAGGGCAGGUCGCGUGCCCCAACUCGUCCCUGAUGCAGGUACAUUCUGGUCGUAUUGCCUUUUAUCAUAAUUGCUGGCUUAAUAUCACCAACAACAAUACUGUGUUAAAUUGGGUUAAAACAGGUGUUACUAUUCCAUUCGUCACACAACCUUAUCAAACAAUGAAGCCUAAUAACCAUCAGUCUCUUACAGAACAAAUGGAAAUGUCAUUGGCUAUUGAUAAUCUUUUAGAAUUAGGUGCUAUAUCUCACGUUGAACCAAUACCUGAUCAGUAUAUUUCUAAAACUUUCUUAGCACUUAAGGCUAGCGGCAGCAAAAGAUUUAUUCUUAAUUUAAAAUCUUUAAACAAGUUUAUACCUAAAAAUCAUUUUAAAAUGGAAGAUUUUAGAACUGCUUGCAAAUUGCUUCAACCAAACUGGUAUAUGGCGAAUAUCGAUCUCAAGGAAUCAUACCUACUUGUUCCUAUAUCUGUCGAAGAUCGAAAAUACUUGCGUUUUGAGUACAUACCACCCGGCUCCGCCGAACCGUAUACCUAUGAGUUCAACGCCAUGCCCUACGGGCUGGCCAUAGCACCUAGGUGCUUCACUAAGAUAACAAAGGAAGUAAUAACCCAUUUACGAUCAAAAGGAUAUAAAUCUGUCCAUUAUUUAGAUGAUUUUCUGUGUCUAGGUCGCAAUUAUAAUGAGUGCAUUGCUAAUGUUCGAGAAACCAUAUUAUUAUUAGAAUGCCUUGGCUUUGUAAUAAAUUAUGACAAAAGCUCACUGCAACCUCAACAAAGCUGUAAGUUUCUGGGCUUCAUAUAUAACACCACAGACAUGACAUUGUCCUUACCUAUAGAUAAACGACAAAAAAUUCUGCAACUCGUGCAAAAAUUUCUAAGCCUACCCACUGUUACAAUACGCGAAUUCUCCAAACUAAUUGGUACUCUUGUGUCAGCGUGCCCAGCUAUGCGAUACGGCUGGUUGUAUACCAAAAUAUUAGAAAGAGAAAAAUAUUUAUUGCUGCAAAAGUAUAAGUCGUAUGAUCAGAAAGUAGAUCUCCCGCCUACAAUUUUGCAGGAUCUUUAUUGGUGGAACAAUAAUGUGCUCAUAGUAAAUAACCCUAUCAAACAACCUAGCUUUGAUUUAACUAUAUACACCGAUGCCUCACGCACAGGCUGGGGGGCAUAUUCUAAUGACACACGAGUGAAUGGGGGCUGGAAAGAUGAAGAAUUAGGCUACCACAUAAAUUACCUUGAAUUACUAUCAGUUUUCUUUGCUUUAAAAUGCUUUGCUAAAAACAGAUUCUGCUGUUCUAUCUUGCUUCGAGUAGAUAACACUACGGCAAUUAGCUACAUUAAUCGAAUGGGUGGCAUUCAAUUCCCACAUUUGAAUGCACUUGCACGUGACAUAUGGCAGUGGUGUGA